GUCAUGCUCACAAUGGAAGACCUUUUGGAAUUCCUCCUGAACAGGAGGUUGAAAUGUAGUGGAUUCCUUACAAAGCCUGUUUCAACUGAUGACCAUGUUGUCCUGUUUGUGCCCCAAACAACACAGCAGGGAUAGACUGUGUCUAUAUAGCUAUCUAAUGCCUCCCUCUUCCUCCAUUCUGUCAUAAGAUGCUGAUCCUGCAGAGUGCAUGACUUCAACAGCUUCUUUUGCCCCAAAUCCUAAUUUGCUUGGUGGAGAGAUCUCUAGAUCAUAGAAACUUGCCCAAGAACCCUUAAAACAAUUAUUGCCUGGCCCUCAUAAAGGUCUUGCCUGCUCCUGAUUUUUUGAAAUGGAUCUGGGUUAAUGCAUUCUCAAAUGAAGGACAUGCUAUGUGAGGGUCACAGAUUGUGUACCUGGUUACUUACAUUGGGCAAAUGGACCCAAAAUCAAUGGACUUGAGCUUCAGCCUUCUUGGUUUUCUUGACCUGGUGAUAUCCAGACAUUAACAGUGGGCAACUUUCACAUCCAUGCUUCCUGACACUGUCGCCUUGUUCCUGGCAUGAAGAUGGCUUUGCCCUGGAUGAAGGUCCUGCCUGUGCUGCUCUCAUUUCUCUUGUUGUUCCUCUGGCUUCCAAGCCCAAGUGCUUUCCAGCAAGAACCUUGUCAGACCUGCAGGGACCUUGCCAGCAACUUCCAUAAGGGUCUGGAGCGGACACAGCGAGAGAACUUCGGGGGCGGGAACACAGCCUGGGAAGAAGAGAAACUUGCAAAAUAUGCAAACAGCGAAACACGCCUGCUGGAGGUACUGGAGGCCGUGUGCGCCACAUCAGACUUUGCCUGCCAUCAGUUGUUGGAACAGAGUGAAGAACAUGUGGAGCGGUGGUGGUUCCACGAGCAGCAGCAGCACCCGGACUUUUCCCAGUGGCUCUGCAUGGAUGCAUUGAAACUCUGCUGCCCACCAGGCACUUAUGGCCCUGAUUGCCACACCUGUCCCGGAGGUGCCCAGAAGCCUUGCAGUGGGUAUGGGCAAUGUGACGGUGAUGGCACACGUGGGGGCACUGGCCUGUGCAUGUGCCAGACAGGCUACGGUGGCCCUUUCUGUUCAGAGUGUGGAGAUGGCUACUAUGAAGCUGCUCGCAACGACAGCCACCUGGUAUGUGCGGAGUGCUACCGAGCCUGUGGACGCUGUUCAGGCCCUGAAGAUUCAAGCUGUCUGCGCUGCAAGAGGGGCUGGAUGCUGCAUGACCGAAGAUGCAUUGACAUAGAUGAGUGUGGCACAGACAUGGCGCACUGUCGCUCCAACCAGUUUUGUAUCAACACGGAAGGAUCCUAUGAGUGUCGAGAUUGUGCCAAGGCCUGCAUUGGCUGCAUGGGAGCUGGACCUUCUCGCUGCAAAAAAUGCAACAAGGGUUAUCAGCGUGAUGGCGUCAAAUGCCUUGAUGUCGAUGAAUGUGCUGGUGAAGUGGAAGAACCUGUAUGCACUGGUGCCAAUGAGGCCUGUGAAAACACAGAUGGCAGCUAUCGGUGUGUUUGUGUGGAGGGAUAUGUACGCAAAGAGGGGAUCUGUGUGGAAGAUAAACCUCCAGAUGCUCCGGAGAAAGGCUUUUUUGACGACAUCACAGAUGAUGAAGUGGUUGUGCUGCAGCAGAUGUUUUUUGGUGUCAUAAUCUGUGCACUAGCCACGCUAGCUGCCAAAGGUGACAUGGUCUUCACGGCCAUUUUCAUUGGGGCUGUGGCUGCUAUGGCAGGCUACUGGCUGUCAGAGCGCAGCGAUCGUGUGUUGGAUGGGUUCAUAAAAGGCAGAUAGUGCAUGGCAAAGUAUGUGUUCCGUGCGGCUUCCUGCCUCAGAGAGCCAGCUGGUUGGCAGGAACUCCCUGACCCUGCUCCCUACCCCCUACCCUGGCAGGGCUGUAAAAUCUAGAAGGAAGAGGUGGAAGGGCCAUUCUGUAUCCCAGCCUGGGCUGAUGGAAGCCUAGCCUGGCAUGCUCUGAAAGGAGAAAUGGGAGAAGAAGCAAAGCAUGCUCGCCAGCCCUGCUGUUGGCUGAGGAGAGGAUUUCUGGGGAAAAGUAGGAUAAAUUGAGAGGUUUUGUGUGGGAUACCGUCUAUGGGUCUCAAGAACAGGCCUCUGUUACUCUCCUAUUGGCCCAGCUCUUUGAAUCUAUGGGAUGAUCUCAAACAUGUUCCAACCCAUAUGCUCUCCCCCAUUUUAGUCAAGUAACAUUAACCAGAAAAAUGCAAAUCACUUUGGAGAGAAACCUGGGACUGGGUGGGUGGGUGGGGAUUGCUUCUUGCUGGCUCUUUGAGGAAUUGCCCCCAUGGCCGAGAGCUGAUCUGCACAUUAUGCUGAAGGAGGCAACAAAAUGAAGUAAUAUAAUUGAUAAUUGUACCACUUCAGGCAGCUGUUGUUUUUCAUUUCAAUGCCAUGCUGUGGCCAAAGGUUUUUGUGUGUGGUAAACUAGCACCUUCAGUCAGAGCAUGUUAGACUUUCUUCCUGGUAUGCUAGUUUAUUGCAUGCAGAAGAUAGAGAAGGAACAUUCAAGAAAUAACCUUCACUCAUGCUCAGACCUGCAACCUGAAGUGGUAUGGUCCAAAAUUUUAUCACCUCAGAUUCCUGCCUCAUCCUGUAUAAUGUGCAGAAUAGCUCUUGUGACAAUGUGUAAAGCAAAGGAAGCCUGAGUGGCAUGCAUGUCCACACUUGCCCCUUUGCGUCUGUCCACUCACUAUACUAUUUUGUCCAUCCAUAUCUCAGGAAAAAUAAAGGCCUGUGUACACACA
Molecule: messenger RNA, 2775 nt
Organism: Sceloporus undulatus (fence lizard)
Lineage: Eukaryota; Metazoa; Chordata; Lepidosauria; Squamata; Phrynosomatidae
Gene: CRELD1
Product: cysteine rich with EGF like domains 1
Exons: 11
Coding region: 560-1807 (415 amino acids)
Molecular function (GO): calcium ion binding
Source: RefSeq, a predicted model, not a curated record